UCUCGAACCCACGAACGCCCCCUUUUUUCUUUCUUCCUCCCCAUCAAUUUACUCCCAUCCGAAACUUCUAGAAACAACAAGAACCUACCAUCUCUCUCGCUUUCUCUCUCAACCGUGAAUUUUUCCGCUUCCGGCGGUCUUUCUCCUACUCUGUUGGCCGCUGAAUAUUGUUUUCAAUAUUACACAGAUCAAAUCAAGCCAGGUUUCAGUUCCAGAUCUGGUAGCGGAGCGGAUGAUGACGCCAUUACCGGUGGAGCAAACCGGUGAAUCAGCGCCGGCGGAGUCACAGAGAUCUAUUCCGACGCCGUUUCUGACGAAGACGUACCAGCUCGUGGAUGAUCCCUCCGCGGAUGACCUAAUUUCCUGGAACGAAGAUGGCACGAGUUUCAUCGUUUGGCGGCCUGCGGAAUUCGCACGUGAUUUGCUUCCGAAGUACUUCAAACACAACAACUUUUCCAGUUUUGUCCGUCAGCUAAACACCUAUGGAUUUCGGAAGGUUGUCCCUGACCGUUGGGAAUUCGCUAACGACUGUUUCCGGCGAGGUGAGAGAACUCUGCUCCGGGACAUACAACGCCGGAAAAUAUUACCGGUGCCACCAACUGCGCAACCUGCAGUGGCCACAGCCAAUACUGUGACGGUUGCUGUGGCGGCACCGGCGAUCAGAACGGUGUCUCCGACGACUUCCGGCGACGAACAGGUACUAUCCUCGAACUCAUCUCCGAUUGCUGGAAAUAAUAAUAAUACAGUGCACCGCACCACGAGUUGCACCACUACGCCCGAGCUGUUAGAAGAAAAUGAAAGGCUUAGAAAAGAGAACAUGCAACUGAAUCACGAGUUGAGUCAAUUGAAGAGUUUGUGUAAUAACAUACUCGCUUUGAUGACCAAUUACGCUUCUGGUUUUAGCCGUCAGCAGUUAGAAUCGUCCACUAGUGCUGUGAGGACCGUGCCGGUGCCGGAAGGGAAGGCUCUGGAGCUUUUGCCUGCGAAGCAUGUUUCGUCAGCUGAUGACGCCAUGCAUGGUGGCGCUGCCGGCUUAGGGCCGUGUACGAAUGCGAAUGCAGCGGAGGCAGAGGUUCCCAAGCUGUUUGGGGUUUCUAUUGGGUUAAAACGGUGUAGGACAGAGUGCGAGGCCGAACCGGAGGUAGAAGAACAGAAUCAAAUGCAAACGCGAGCUCAGGCACAAACACAGACACAGUCCUCUCAAGAACCAGAUGGCGGGCCAGAUGUGAAAUCUGAACCGCUUGAUGGGGAUGAGUCGGAUGAUCAGGAUCCUCGGUGGCUGGAGCUUGGGAAAUAAUGCCCUUUCCUUCUUAAGCUCUGCUAUUUUGGUAAAAUGACAUGAGGCACGUGACUUGGGUGGCCACAUUGUUCACAUUAGAGACAUACAUUAAGGUAGCGCUACCAUUGGGCCGGCACGUGAUUUGACCUUGUUUGUUGUGGAAGCUGCUCCACAUGGAGUCAAUAGUUUCAAAGUCAACUUCCUUGAGCACCAAACUUCUUUAUCUUGAGAAAUAAAUGUUCUUUGAGCCAUUGUUGUAAAUCUUUAAUGAACAUUUGUAAAACCUAAUGGCAGUCCCCUAAGCAUUCACGUCUCCUUUUUUCUUUUUUAAGAAAAUUUUAUGCGAUAGAGCACCAUAUGUAUAUACAUAUAAUAUAAAAAAAUUCGAAUUUAUUCA
Molecule: messenger RNA, 1676 nt
Organism: Vigna angularis (adzuki bean)
Lineage: Eukaryota; Viridiplantae; Streptophyta; Magnoliopsida; Fabales; Fabaceae
Product: heat stress transcription factor B-2b
Exons: 3
Coding region: 233-1297 (354 amino acids)
Biological process (GO): regulation of transcription by RNA polymerase II
Cellular component (GO): nucleus
Molecular function (GO): DNA-binding transcription factor activity; RNA polymerase II cis-regulatory region sequence-specific DNA binding
Source: RefSeq, a predicted model, not a curated record